Molecule: messenger RNA, 2295 nt
Organism: Bipolaris victoriae FI3
Lineage: Eukaryota; Fungi; Ascomycota; Dothideomycetes; Pleosporales; Pleosporaceae
Exons: 1
Coding region: 1-2295 (764 amino acids)
Cellular component (GO): nucleus
Source: RefSeq, a predicted model, not a curated record
AUGGCACGCCUACGCAAACCUAGUCCAAAUGAACCCACCAUCUUUAUGCCCCAAGCGGAGGCGAGCGCGACACGAAUGAGUCCCCGGAAGGCUACCUUGAGGUACGCCUCUUUCGAGGAAGAUGAUAGCUCGAUGCUCGUACCAAAAGCAUCAAAGCGCGCAUUGCGCGAUGCCAGCCUAUCGCAAGAUAUCGAAAAUUCGUUUCACACAGCAAAAUCAACCCUACCCAAAGACAUACUGUCCCCGCGCAAGCAACGAGUCCUGCGACCAGUCGAGAGCAACAGUCGCCUGCUUCGAAAGCUGAGUGACGAGAGCUUAGCGAGUCCGGAAAGAAAGCAAAGAGAGCGCAGAGAGCGCAGUGGCACGAUGGAUACAGACUUAGAGAAGAGGAACCGACUACGGUAUGCCACAAGCCUGGCAAGGAGCGUGGUGAACAAACAAGGACAGAAGAGCAGGAUUGAUGUUCUUGGAGAGGCAGAAGUCCAGCAAGCUGCUCGACGACCAGGGAGCAAGAGUCCCUUGAAGAAAGCAGAGGAGUUGGAAGCAGAAGCUGAAGAGGCAGAAGAAGAGGCCGAGACCAGCAUUCUAUGCGGCGAAGAGGAUGUUGAAAUGCAAGAAGAGGCUGCCGAACCAGUUAUCGAAAUCAGCGAUGACGAUGAUGAAGACGAAGAACCCGUCAUGACAGCUCAAACUAGGCGGCGACAACCCCAGACCCGACGGGUAGUCUCAGAUAGUGAAGACGACGAAAGUGAAGCCAGCCCUCCACGGCUAGUCAAUGAGUUUCGUUCGCCAACUUUCAAGAUCCCAGACCUGAAACCAGUCACCGUACCUACCCAACAACCAGCUGAUCUGGUCUCCAUGCGGCCCCCAGAUCGCAAAGGACACAGCACAAUAUCGAAUUGGGCGCAGGACGUCAUUGACAUGACCGACUCACCUGAGGCCCCGGAGUCUUUCAUUCUCCAACAGCCCACCCACGCACGGUCAAGUUCUUUCGCAGCAUCAUCACGUCCUACAAGCUCCGCCUCGAACGGGGCCUUUGCAAUCCUUACCUACUCACCAACACCUACCAAAAAGCGUUCACCUUGCAAAGCCCCGCCUAUUGAACGUCCAGGAACACCACCCCUGGCACCAGCGAGCCCUUCCAAGCUUGUCUCUCCAUCCAAGAAGAAGCUCGCAAUUCCCAAAGCUGCUGAUAUAGAUGGAAGACCCAGUCUCGAUGCAUUUUGGAAUCCUGCAGCAGUCAAUGAAUGGACUGAUCAUCACUCACAAGCCAAGGCAAUUGUUUCGCCCAAGAAGCAGAAAUGGCGCGAAGAUAUUGUGAAGAUGAUGGAGGGGGUUGCUCUGGAUGACAGCAGUGACGAAAGCUAUGAAAGCCCCAUCGAAAGUCCUAAGAAGAAGCUUGCCAAACGUCGCACAGCCAAGCCAAAGACGCCCGACGUCGAUGCACCGCCGACAGUGAAGCAAAUCCGUGAACAGCGCAAGGCGUUUUCCGAGAUGAAGCAUAGCAUUGCGGAAGCGUUCUUGGUAGAGCUCGACACCACCAUUGCUUCAGGUCGCAUCCAGGAACUAUCGAAAUCGACAGGUGGCAUAAAAUUAGUCUGGUCCAAGACACUCAAAACAACAGCCGGCCGAGCGAAUUGGCGUAGAGAGCAGAUUCGCGUCCGCACCGGCCCGCUAUCGGCAGACACCCGCACUGAGAUCCGACACCACUGCUCCAUCGAGCUUGCAGAGAAGGUCAUUGACGAUGAAGAACGUCUCUACAACGUACUGGCGCAUGAAUUUUGCCAUUUGACCACCUUUAUGAUUAGCGAAGUGCGCAACAAUCCUCAUGGAGCGGAGUUCAAGUCAUGGGGCCGUAAGGCAACCGCCGCAUUUGGGGCGAGCAAGGGCGUAGAAGUCACGACCAAGCACUCGUACCAGAUUGAAUACAAGUACGUCUGGGAGUGCAUUGCGUGCGGCUAUGAGUUCAAGCGCCACUCAAAGUCUGUAGACCCAACACGUCACUCAUGCGGAAAGUGCAAGGGAAGGCUUGCGCAGACCAAACCCAAGCCUCGUGGUGCUGGUGCUGGUGCAGCAGCUGUAGGCCAAGACGGCAAGAGGGAGAAAAGCGAGUACCAGGUCUUUGUCAAGGCAAACUUUGCGAGGGUCAAAAAGGAGCUUGAGGCAGAGGGUAGGGAUACGCAGAUGGGCAAGGUCAUGGAAGCGGUGGCCAAGGAGUACAGGGAGAGGAAGGGCACUAAAGCGAAGGAAGAGGUCUGUGAGCUGGAGGCUAAGCUUGAUGAGUUGAAGAUUUAG